This is a messenger RNA of Ceutorhynchus assimilis (cabbage seed weevil), 1802 nucleotides long. NCBI's taxonomy places the organism in Eukaryota, Metazoa, Arthropoda, Insecta, Coleoptera, Curculionidae. The record is from the annotation of a GenBank genome assembly.
AAUGUGGAGCUUCGGCAAGAUCAUUUAACAACCUGAGUUCGACUAGGGAAGAAAGAACACCGAAGAAGGUGAGGUAGCGGUUUUAACAUCUUCCACCGGGCCCGAACACCACCAUGGCUGAAGCGGAGCAACAACAACCACCCCAACAACAGCUGCAGCAGCCUGAGCCAGCUAAAACACCACCGAAACAGAAGGAAGUUAUCGCAACUAAAGUUACUGGUACGGUGAAGUGGUUCAAUGUGAAAAGCGGAUAUGGUUUCAUCAACCGCAAUGACACUAAAGAAGACGUUUUUGUUCAUCAAUCAGCUAUCAGCAAGAACAAUCCAAAAAAGGCCGUACGUUCUGUAGGGGACGGAGAAGUUGUAGAAUUCAACGUAGUAGUAGGAGAGAAGGGCAAUGAGGCCGCCAAUGUGACUGGCCCCAACGGGGAACCUGUGCGUGGUUCACCUUAUGCUGCCGAUAGGCGUCGUUAUCGUUCAUGGUACUACCCACGUGGACGUAGCGGUAGAGGCGGACCACCACGCCGCCCGCGCGAUAGCCAAAGCGAAGGCGAAAAGGAUGGCGCCCAAUCUGGAGGCGAGGGCGGACCACCGGGACCACCACGCCGUUACAGACCGAGGAGAGGGCGUGGAGGCUUCAGAGGCGGAUAUAUGAGAGGAGGGUACAUGGGACCUCCUCGAGGUAUGUAUGGUGGUUACCAAGGUAAUCCAGACGAGAACGGAGACGCUCCGAUGCGCGGGCGCGGACCGCCCCGCCGGUAUUUCCGCCGUAACUUCCGCGGUGGCAGAGGGGGCAGACGCCCGACGUCCGAAGACAGCCAGGGCGGAGGCGGCGGCCAAGGUCAGGGCGACCAGGGCAACAAUGUUGGUGGCUCGAGGCCGCGCUACCGCAGGCAGGGAGCAAGGCCACGUAACGCCAACUCCAGCUCAGAUGGAGGCAACGUCGCCUCAAAGGCCCAAGAUAACGCACCUGUCAAGACUGAAGAAAGUCAGCCCGUGCAGAAUACAACCACCGAAAGCACGGCUUAAACAGCAGUGUAAUCAUCACAUAAAUAUUUACAACUUUAUUAUUAUUUUUUUAACAACUAGGCGUGUUAUAAUUUUAAUGGCAGACAAAAGGCGUUUCAUUGCACGAGCGAUACUUCCUUCGUCAACUAUUUUAAUUUAUUUAUAAAAUCUAUAAGAUUCAUUGAUUGGUCACCUUUUUUCUCUGCUUUCAUGAUGGUUUUCGUAACAAACGUUUUGAUACUUUUUUAUAACCCCUAUGGAAGUUUUUGUAAAAGGAAAUCUGAUUGAAAGUAGUAGUGUUUUUUUGAAUAUUAGAGAACCAAUGAAACGUCUUUAAGACCCUAUGUCUUGCUGCAAACGUUUGUAACUUUAAUUUUUAAAAAUCUUGUUCGACACUUUAAUUUCUACAGUGCUGGAUAAAGCAGAUUUGAACAUCUCUAACCAAAAAAUAACGAGCCUUCCACUUUCAACCGAGGAAGAGGGCUUUAAAAAACAAACAAAAAAAAUACAAAAAAAUUCGUAAAAGUCUUUAUUGAAAAUUUGAACAGGUUAUUCCUCUAUACUUUAUUGACUCUACUUUUUACUUGGAUAUGGGUUUCAUGUUUCAUACAAUAAUUUUAAUUAACAACAAAAUGUUUUUGGGUAGUAAUAGCUAAUGUGAUCUGAUAUCAAUUAUUCUUUCGUGUGAAAUUGAACCUUGGAUAAAAUAUGUAUUUUUUUGAUGUAUAUUUUUGUAUCGUAAUUAUUGCUGUUGUGAAACGAUUAUUGGGAAUAAAUACUGUUCACAAAUGUGUA